AUGGGCUUGGUACAGGCUCUUCGUCGGUCUAUGAAAGGCGACAAGGAGAAGCAGCACAGCAUCUCCAUCACCCCCAAAGCUGCUGUCGCAAUCGUUCCGCCCAAGAAGGUCAUCCGCGCUCUCUACGACUAUGAAGCCCGCUCAACCCAGGAGCUGAGCUUCUCCAAGGGCGACUUCUUCCACGUCAUCGGCCGAGAAGACGAUCCGGAUUGGUACGAGGCCUGCAACCCUGCGCUGCCCGAUGCGCGUGGCCUCGUGCCCGUCGCUUUCUUCCAAGCGCUAGGAAAGACUGAGCGUGACAGCCAGCAGUCGGACGGAGGCCGCCCGCCAACGGCAAACAAGAACCCUGACCAUGACUCUGGCUACGGUGAAGUUCACUCUCCUCCUGGCACGGCCGGAGCGCCGGGCAGCCAGCGCGCUUCCAAGGCCAAGCAGGGCGCCAUGGUGUACGGCGUCGUCAUGUACGACUUCAACGCGGAAAGGUCCGACGAACUGGAGGCCAAGGCUGGUGAGGCUAUCAUCGUCAUCGCCCAGUCCAACCCGGAGUGGUUCGUCGCCAAGCCCAUUGGCCGGCUGGGUGGCCCAGGCUUGAUCCCGGUGUCCUUUAUUGAGCUCCGUGAUAUGGGCACGGGCAAGGCCAUUGAGAACCCUGAUGCCGCUAUCAGACAGGCAGGCGUUCCCAAGGUUGAGGAGUGGAAGAAGAUGGCGACUGCGUACAAGAAUAGCAGCAUUACGCUGGGCAAGUUUGAGGGCGGGGGACCGUCGCAGCCGCUGGAACAGAGCAUGGAGCGGAUGAGCAUCCAGCCUGGACCUCAGGUGAGUUUUUUUUCCUCCAUCCACUCUCCUCUUCUUUUUCCCGCUCAAAGCUUGCCCUCUCAGCCUGCUGCUCUCCCCCAACAGAACGAAUUUGUAUCGAGCGCGACAACGGAACUCUAUGCACCCAUCUCUGCCCGGAUACCUCGCUAUUGCUUUGCAGAGGACAAGUACUGGUUUGUCAUUGAAACACAGCUCGAGGAUGGGCGACACUGGGAAUUGUCCAGGUACUAUGAGGACUUUUAUGACUUCCAGAUUGCCCUUCUGACUGAAUUCCCCGCUGAGGCUGGUAAUACCGGCACCCAGAAGCGAACACUCCCUUACAUGCCUGGCCCCGUCAGCUAUGUGACGGAUGCCAUCACAGAGGGAAGACUGCAUAAUCUAGAUGCAUACGUCAAGAAUCUACUUAACCAACCCCCUUACAUUGCUCGUUGCACGCUUGUCAAGCAGUUCUUCGCCCCCAGAGAAGGCGACUAUGAGAUGGACCCUUCCACGAUUGACGAGGAAUACCGACUGUCCCAAGGCUCUCAAUCCUCCGGGUCACAUGCUAACCCUGAUUCGCGACAGUCAUCGCGAAACAACCUGAGUGGCAACGGAUACUCUGGUCUCUCAGCUACACCCCGCCAAGUGAGCAACCCACAGCAAGUUAUGCAACAGCAACAUGUACAGCAGCCGCAGCAGCAACAGGGCCAGCCUGGAGCAGUAAUGAAGAUCAAGAUAUCCUACAAUGGCGAUCUCAUUGCUAUCCGAGUUCCCACAGACAUCCAGUACCAGCAGCUCUGUGACAAGAUUCAAGACCGCCUCAAGGUAUCGCCCUCAGAACAGGUCCAGCUGUUUUACAAGGACGAGUCGACGGGAGAGAAGCCCCGUCUGUCGAAUGAUGCCGAUCUCGACUAUGCCCUUGAGCGAAACGAGAAGCUUAUGCUGUUCGUGGAAGUGGCAUAG
Messenger RNA from Trichoderma asperellum CBS 433.97, 1758 nucleotides. The record is from RefSeq and is a predicted model, not a curated record. Lineage: Eukaryota; Fungi; Ascomycota; Sordariomycetes; Hypocreales; Hypocreaceae.